Messenger RNA from Trichoderma citrinoviride, 2540 nucleotides. RefSeq lists its product as hypothetical. NCBI's taxonomy places the organism in Eukaryota, Fungi, Ascomycota, Sordariomycetes, Hypocreales, Hypocreaceae. Bases 25 to 2175 code for a protein of 716 amino acids. The record is from RefSeq and is a predicted model, not a curated record. The transcript has 3 exons.
UUUGAAUAGGAGGAACUCGACAAGAUGAGCAUAAUACGAGCUCGCGGGGUCAACCUCGCCGCCGCCGGGGCGAAUACGCGCGAUGGAGAUGUGUACAAGAUGGGAUCGCGGAUCAAUCUUCGCCGCAGCUUGGAGUCUAUUGGAUCUUUGCUGCGCAGGAGUGAUUGUGUUGCUACCGAUGAAUCCAACACCUGCGAGAAGCCCGUUGGGCCUUCGGAUUCGACGCUCGCCAUUGUGCUGGGAAUUAUAAUUCCCGUCAUUGUGGCCAUCGUGGUUCUCUACUUCCUGCAUCGCCGGAACAUGCGCCGCGACAAGCUGGAGGAGCUCAAUGACCCGACCAAGGACUUGGAUUUCGGCAUGGGAGAUGCCCCCGCCAAGACGCGAAAGAGCCUGCUGGGAUUAGGGGGAGAGAAGCCGAUGCACAAGGGCGGACUCUCCAUGGACAUGAACCUCUCGUCGCCGUACCUGCUUCCGCCGGGCAACCAAGGGUCUCGCGAAUCCAUUCACUCGUAUGCUCGAACCCUCCAAACCGAAGAUGACCCCUAUAGAACCGUCAACCAAUAUGCAGCUAGUGAUGUUGGUUCGAUUCGAUCCUUCAACCCGAACGACAACUCUGGUGCACGCCCUCCCAAGUCCAGCGCUCUCUCCAAGCCUCCUAUGCAGCCAAACGCAAACCCGUCGACCCCGCGAUCCCCGUCUCCGGAUGAGAAGGGUGACCCCUUUGCUACACCCACCGCUCCCAAGCCCACGCAUCAGCCUUCGUCCAACGCCGCCGAGGUUCAUGAUGUCAGGCUUCCUGUCCAGCCAAUUGUUCCGGAAAUCGAAACGGUCCCUGCCGUCGACGUCUUCAACGCCGACGAAUUCGAGAUGCCCGACAUCCCGGCUCCUGCUCCCGCUGCUCUGAAGCUCCGCCAACAAGACGGCUCCCGAAGCCCUGCCCCCUACGAGCAGCCCAACUCGGCGCGUUCCUCUGCUUACACUGAUAAUGGCCGCGCCUCCUCGGCCAACCCUGCUGAUGGAAACGUGCCCCAGAUUAACUCUCCCGGACAACCUCCUCAUGAAGAUGCCUCUCAGGAAGAACCCCGUGGCCGACCUCUCUCAAGGCCUCCUGCUCCUGGCGGUCUCGGCGUUCCGCAAGCCGGCAACAACAAGCGACUCUCUGUUGGUUUCCGACCGCUGCCUCCUAAUGAAGUGAUGGAGUCUGAUGAUCCCGAAAUCCGUGCCAACCGCAUCCGCUCCUUCUACAAGGAGUACUUUGAUGAUUCUAACGAAGCACCUCCUCCCAUGCCCACUCAGCCUCUCCAGCAGUACCAGCAGCAACAGCAGCAGCAGCAGCAGCAGCCCCAGCAACAGCCUCAGCACCAGGCGCACGGCGGACCUGACUACUAUGAAGACUACGACCAGGGCUACCUGGAGGCCGCUGCUUACUACGAUGCCGACUCCAACGCCUUUGUGAUGCCGUACGCCCAGCCUGUCACCCGUCGUGCCAUGACACCGCCUCCCAGCGGACGCCAGGGCGGACCAAUGGGCGGCCCGCGUGGUCCCGGCCCUCGUGGCCCAGGCUUCCGCGGACCCAAUGGCAACGGCGGUACCUUCUCUCCCGGCCCCGGACACGGACGACCUCGUGCCGGCUCGGCAUUUGGACCUCGCCCUGACUCCUCUGCCUCUGGUGCGUGGGCGCGCCAGCAGCAGCCCAAGAAGAACUUGCCCCCUCCUGCGCCCCUGAACACGCUCCCGACGCCCUCCAAGCUGGGCGAUGAUUCAUUCGCCAUCUUCAACGCGGCCGACUUUGCCCCUCCGACCAGCAUCAGGGACAAUGUCGCAGGCCGAAGCCAAAGCCCCUUUGGUGAGAGGAAAGCUUUCUUGCAGCCACCGACUGCCGGCUCACAGCUGGCCGGUGCGUUUGAAGACCUAGCACCUCUACCAAGCCCACACUUGCUCCGAAAGUCCGGAACCUUCACAGGGCUGGACUUUGCCCCUCCCAAGAAGUUCAGAGACCCCGAGGUUGCCAGCGACGCAGGCAGCAUCAGGAGUAACAAGAGUGGCAUGUCUCAAGCGCAGCUUCAGGCCAUCCGAAGCGGCGCCGGCCGUGUGAGCCGCCUCCCGGGCGACACGGUGUUCACGACCGCCGCCAUGGACGACCAACUGAAGCCUUCAUGGACUCUGCGACCUUAGACGGGAGCAGAGUGGGCGAGCUGCCUCGGAUGACAUUAUUUUAGUACCAGCGUCGUCAUUUCUUGCUUACGGCAUUUUGCAUGAUCUUGCCAACAGAUAGCGGCAUCGAAGCGCUCUCUCCGACGUGGGGGGGUUUUGUUUAUUUUGUUCACUUCCACAGGAGUAAUUAGGGAUUACGACGGACUUUUUUCUUCGAAUUUUUCUUGGGCUUUGCGAUGUUUGCAUAUAGAUGGACUUGGAACCUAACCACACACAUGAAGAACAUCUCAGGUGACGACUUCGGGCCUCCUUGGGGGCAUCUGAAGGGAUACUGUACAUAGGCAAUAUAGGUCAAUCAGAUGCACUCACCCGUUAAUAUUCUACAU